Molecule: messenger RNA, 528 nt
Organism: Paracoccidioides lutzii Pb01
Exons: 1
Coding region: 1-528 (175 amino acids)
Source: RefSeq, a predicted model, not a curated record
AUGAGAGUCGCCCGUGCAAUCUUGCUCGAUGGCAGUACAAGACCAAAACCCUAUGAGAAGAAUCUCAUUGAAGAGAAUCAGACAAAUGAAUAUCCGUUUGCACCAAGCAGUGAAGGGUUUCUGGAAGAUUUCCCUACUAUCCAGGAAACGCUGGAGUGGAACAACCAGGAGGGUUUGACUUCAUGGGGUUCGUGGUUAUCUCAGCGAAGUGCACAGAUUGUGUCGGGCCGCAGGCGUUCAGGUACCCACAGCGAAUCAAUGACGGGCACUAGAAAGAGGAUUUCAAAAACUGUAAAGAGAGGCGAUGUUGGUCGGUUUGGUUUGCCAAUGGAUCUGUGGCGCAAAAUUAUUGCAGAAACCGUGGGAGCUUCUGAUAUUUUGACAGCAGACCAACAGAUGCAGGUUCUUCGGUAUGCAUCGAGCUGGCAAGCUAUAAAGCAAGAACUGAGGAUUAGAGGAGGUACAGAGUUUGAACAGAUAUGGAAGAUCCUAAGCUCAAUGGGAUGUCUAACAUACGACCAUCCCUGA